Molecule: messenger RNA, 279 nt
Organism: Macrosiphum euphorbiae (potato aphid)
Lineage: Eukaryota; Metazoa; Arthropoda; Insecta; Hemiptera; Aphididae
Source: the annotation of a GenBank genome assembly
AUGCCACCAGCUACAUUUGACGUAUUACUAGAAAUGAUCACGCCUAUGAUUAAAAAAGAAGACACGAAUUUCAGAAAGGCUAUACCACCUCAAGAGCGACUAGCCUUAACCUUACAUUUUUUAGCAACUGGGAACUCUUUUUCCAGUUUAGCAAUGACCUUUAAAAUAUCAAAACAAACAAUUUCAACAGUAGUUCCUGAAGUUUGCGAAGCUAUUAUUCAAGUACUGCACGAUCAAAUCAAGGUAAUUAUAAAAAUACAAUACACCAAAACAUAUUGA